AUGGGUGGACACCACGCUGGAAGCGACCAUCUGAGCAACUUCCCUACUCAGUCUACCUCCCAACAACCCACAUAUACCCAGGCUGUUCCUACCCCCAUUGUCAUUCGUGCCUUGAUUAUUACGAGCGACGCGAGUAUCAUCAUUGGCAAGCAAGGGCGCCACAUCAAUGAAAUUCGCGAAAUGAGCAGUGCGCGCCUGAAUAUUAGCGAGAGCAUUCCCACGAACCCAGAGCGCAUCCUGACCGUUUCUGGCGCGUUGGACGCCGUGAGCAAGGCUUUUGGCCUGAUUGUCCGCCGCAUUACUGAUGAGCCCUUUGACGAGCCUUCCCUUCCGGGCUCGCGUGCGGUCACAAUCCGCCUCAUCAUCCCUAAUUCGCGCAUGGGCUCUGUCAUUGGCAAGCAGGGUACCAAGAUUAAGGAGAUCCAGGAGGCCAGUGGCGCCCGUCUGAACGCGGGCGAGACGAUGCUUCCUGGAUCCACCGAACGUAUCCUGAGUAUCACUGGUGUGGCGGACGCUGUGCACAUUGCUGUGUACUAUGUCGGCACGAUCCUCUUGGAGCACCAGGACCGUAACGCAAACAACCUGGCCUACCGCCCGGCCGCCACUACGCGCGCGCUAGGCACGCCGCCUUUCAAUGCGCCUGCGCUUGGACCUGCUCCUGCCCCGGUGGCUGCUGCUGCCGCACCUGCUACAUACGGCUACACUGCCCCGGGUACUCCCAACGCGCUUGCGUCAACCCUGGCUCCUGGCUCGCAGACACAGCAAAUCUUUAUCCCGAACGACUUGGUGGGCUGCAUCAUUGGCAAGGGCGGCCAAAAAAUUAACGAGAUCCGCCAGCUGAGUGCCAGCCAUAUCAAGAUUAUGGAGCGCGGCGCUGGCAUCGCUGCUGGUGGCACGGGCUCUGAGCGCCUGGUCACCAUCACGGGUCCCCCACCCAACAUCCAGAUGGCUGUCACGCUCCUCUACCAGCGUCUCGAACAGGAGAAAAUCCGCCUGGCGCAGAGUGCCGCCGCAGGAUUUUAA
Malassezia japonica is the source of this 1023-nucleotide messenger RNA. RefSeq names its product PAB1 binding protein (gene PBP2). Gene Ontology annotation, cellular component: nucleus; cytoplasm. Lineage: Eukaryota; Fungi; Basidiomycota; Malasseziomycetes; Malasseziales; Malasseziaceae. The transcript has a single exon. Gene Ontology annotation, biological process: regulation of gene expression. The coding region runs from base 1 to 1023 and encodes 340 amino acids. Gene Ontology annotation, molecular function: mRNA 3'-UTR AU-rich region binding. The record is from RefSeq and is a predicted model, not a curated record.